AUGAACGCCUACCAGAGCGCUUCCACACUCUCAGAUGCGCCUCCCGGCCAGGGUCAACUCCAACAGCUUCCCGGACGACCUGUGAUCGAUCUCAAGAAGAAGCUCGUCGUCGUCGGCGACGGAGGUUGCGGCAAAACAUGCCUUCUCAUCGUCUACUCUCAGAACAAGUUCCCCGAAGAAUACGUCCCCACCGUGUUCGAAAACUACGUACCCAUCAUCCAAUUUGAAGGCAAGACCAUCGAGCUUGCGCUUUGGGAUACAGCAGGUCAGGAGGAGUACGAUCGACUACGUCCGCUCUCGUAUCCGGAAUCUGACGUCAUCCUCAUCUGCUUCGCCGUGGAUUUCCCAACGAGCCUCGCAAAUGUCCAGGAUAAAUGGUUCCCAGAGAUCAAUCAUUUCUGCGAAGGAGUGCCGAUCCUACUGGUGGGGACAAAAACGGAUUUGAGGAAGGACAAGAACAGUUUGGCCAUGUUGCAGGCUCAGGGGACCAAACCGGUUACCGCUCAGCAAGGGCAGCAGGUGGCGGACGAGAUCGGAGCGAGCAGACAUCACGCCAGCAUCGACGGUAUCGGCGCGCGUAGCGGAGGGAAGGACAGGAUUCGACAUCGGGAGGGCUCGCCUGGACACAACUCGGCGGCCCCAUGUCGCAUCUCUUUCCCUCCCGUCCGGUGUUCGCUUCGUACGCAUCGUUGA
Messenger RNA from Pseudozyma hubeiensis SY62, 693 nucleotides. RefSeq lists its product as hypothetical. The record is from RefSeq and is a predicted model, not a curated record. The transcript has 2 exons. Gene Ontology annotation, biological process: small GTPase-mediated signal transduction. NCBI's taxonomy places the organism in Eukaryota, Fungi, Basidiomycota, Ustilaginomycetes, Ustilaginales, Ustilaginaceae. Bases 1 to 693 code for a protein of 230 amino acids. Gene Ontology annotation, molecular function: GTP binding; GTPase activity.